This is a messenger RNA of Leptosomus discolor (cuckoo roller), 4695 nucleotides long. The record is from RefSeq and is a predicted model, not a curated record. NCBI's taxonomy places the organism in Eukaryota, Metazoa, Chordata, Aves, Leptosomiformes, Leptosomidae.
AUGAGCUGUUCCAUCGCCUUUCCAGGGAUAGAGAUUUCACAGAAAUUAAGUAAUGAAGAUGUGUUCCCAGAAAUAAGCCUCUGUCUAGAUGCCCUUCUGAAGGAUAUAGUAGUGGUUCCGAAGGAACAGACAGCACAAGAUACAUUUCUGCAUGUUCUAGAAGAUUGCCAGAGAACCUGCAUGACCAUUACUGUCACAGAUGACAGAGUAAAAGAAUGUUCCCCUAAUAAUGAUACAGAUCUUUCAUCAACACCCCCAGGGAAGAUUUUAAUGGAAACAUUCACUGAAAAGGGUAUAGAGACUGGUGAAUUUGACAGCAGUGAUUUGUUGAGAUCCCUCAGUGAUUCUGAGAGUAUUAAAAUGAUAAACCCAUUGCCUGACAAGUUAGGGUGUCAGGGUCGUGCUGUUUGCAUUGAUCCAUCAGCAGAUGAGAGCAGUGAUGCCCUGCCAGUACAGCUUGUGACAGCUCUGAAUGCCUUGUCAGGAUCUGUAGUAAAAACUGUCACUUCUGUAGUGCGAAAUGAAACACAGCUUAACACCAAGGGAGAGCAGUUAAAUUCAGAACCCAGUAUUCUCCAGUUAGAUGAUGACUGUACACAAAUAACAAACAUGAUUGAGCCUCAACUUGCUACAAUUCAGGUGGAAGAAAUAAAAGGCUUGAUAGGAUCUAACUUGCAGAGGACAACAAAUGAGCAACCUGUGGAUGGUCAGCAGAGAGAGGAAGAAGUAAUUUCAGAUUACUGUGGUGCUGCCUCUAGAGAAAAUCAAACUGGAGAGGGAAGUUCGCAUUCAGUGGAGGCUGCAGCAUGUGCAGAAACAGCUCAGACAACAUCAAGGAAAGCGAUGCAGUUAAGGGGGACCUCCCCAAGGAAGUGCAGAGAUCAUGUUUCCAGUCAUCACCAAAUACUAGAAGAGACACAGCAGAGGAUGUCUCACAGAGACAAUACAUCAAGAAACAAAGCUAAGGAUUUUGAUAAAAUUCAGAAAUCUACUUCUAAAGACAAGCAGGAUCUAGAAACCAGCGUGUGCCAAGAUGUAGCUCUGAAUGAGAAUACAAAAGCUAAGCAGAGAAGAAGGAGCAAGAGAAUUGAAAACAAACUGAGGCAAGAAGCCUUUGGUAGGAAUUCUGUAUAUCGUGUUGGCCCCAUUUCACUUUCAACAAUCAAUAGGAGGAAUAUUUAUGGUGAGACCUUGCUGCAUAGAGCUGUUGCUCAUCACGCUGUGGACCUUGUACGUAAAAUAAUAAAAGCCGGUGGAAAUAUAAAUGUUCAGGAUUAUGCUGGCUGGACUGCACUACAUACAGCAAGUGUGGAAGGCUUUUAUGGGAUAGCAAAUGAGCUUUUGAAAGCAGGAGGUGAUGUUAAUGCUAGAGGAAAUGAACAAAUAACACCAUUGCAAUUUGCAGUUGAAGGAGGCCAUUAUGAGAUGGCAGAGUUAUUACUUUGGUAUGGAGCUGAUCCCUUAUUAAAAAAUGAGAUGGGAAGGUGUGCGUUAGAAGAAGCUUCUGACCAGUCUAUGAGGAAACUGCUUAAUCGCUAUGUAGCAAAAUCCAGAAGAGAUUCAGUAUCAGGUAGAGAUGAUUCAAAAAAUAUGUUAAAUACUCGAAGUCUAGAUGCUACAAACCUGAACCAGAUUUUCUUACAGACAGAUGAGUCAGAACUAGCGUGUGCAGAUCUCACGGAUUCAGGUAGCACAGACAUACUGCAACAGACUAUUGUGAAUGAAGUGCAAAACAUUUGUACUAAUAUAUCUGAAGAUGGACCCAGCUGCACUCAACAGACACUUCAGGUCAAUGCAGAAACACUGUUAACACAUGAGCUUUUAGCAGCUACUAAUGGAGAAAGUGUUUCUGCGAGUUCUUAUGAUUCUACCGGUGGUGUACUAAGCACCAUUGAACAAAAGGCUCCACAACCAGAGGAAAGAGGGAGAAUCCUGCUUAACACAGAAGAAGGUGUUGAAGGAUGUCACAUUGAAACUGAAAAUGCUCAUAGUUUAGAGAUUGAGCCUAUAGCUUUACAACUCCAUGAAAAGGACAGACUUCAGAUUAAACAAAAGAGAGAGGAUCUUCAGGAGGCGAACUCAAAAGCAGAUUUGCCUUUUGAUGAAAGACUGUUUGCUGGAGUAAGUGGAACAGAAGGCACUGAAAAAAAUGGAGAAGAAAGAAAAGCAAAAACCAAUGUGCUUUCGCAGUUUACUCAAACAGAAGAAGUCCAAACUAAAAGAGUAAGAUUACACCUUCAGGAGACAAGCCAAAAGGCAGCCUCCUAUUCCAGUAGCAGCAAAAAUGAGCUUUCAUUUAAUCAGCCACAGUUCAGUCAAGCAUCAGAACAGCAAACAUCCAAGAAAUCAGGUGAAAAAAAGGCGAAAAAGAAGAGAAAUGCAAAAGGAGAAACGCAGCUGCAUAUUGCAGCUAGGAGAGGAGAUUUGUCUUUGGUGAAAACUCUAAUAUCAUCUGGAAUUUGUGUCAAUGAACAGGACUAUGCAGGUUGGACUGCAAUUCAUGAGGCUUCGGCUGGGGGAUUUACUGAAGUGAUCUUAGAAUUACUGAAAGCCGGUGCUAAUGUUAACAGCAGAGGUCUGGGUGGUAUUUUGCCGAUACAUGAUGCUGUUGCUGGCAAUUAUUUAGAGGCAGCCAGGAUUCUACUACAGCAUGGAGCGAACCCCUGUGAGAGGGAUGAUUCAGGGAAGAGUGCUGUGGAUAAAGCUUGUGAUGAUGAAAUGAAAGAACUGCUGAAGUCUUACAGUGCCAUGGACUCUGUACUUCCUGUUGAGACUAGUGCGGUUACAGAGAGGAAAUAUCCCUCUGGGUCAAGAAGAUCAAAACAUCAUUUUUGCGACUGCUUUAAGAAUGAUGAUGCAGCUUUGGAGCCACAACAUGAGCAAUACAGCAUGGAGUCUGUGGCUGCUAUACAAGAUGCAGAAAAUAAGCAAAAAGAACUGUUGCUAUUUGAAUUGAGAACUUCCAAAGAUGCAGAUGUGUAUAUCCAAAGACUGUCUCAGAUGCAGAAUACGUUGAAUGAAAUGCUUGCAAAACAGAAAACAGAAAGGGAUACCCUUGCUAAAAAAUACAGGGCUUCAGUGGAAUCUUUUAAAAAAGGAGCACUGAGGAAACAAUUAGUUAACCUUGCUUCUAGGCAAAAAAGUCUGUUGACUGUUGCCCAAAACCAGGAAGAAUUAGUCCGGAAAAUACAAAAUUACAGAAAAACAAAGCAAGUGUGCAGUGCAUCGUAUUCAGAGAAGCAUAUCUCAAACUUACUUAUUUCCUGUGAAAAUGAUAAAAGACAAAGUUUAACUGAUGAUGAAAUCACGUGUCCUGAGGUAGUUACAUUUAGUAUGGGGCUUGGUGCCAGCAUGCCUAAUGGAAACAGAGUAGAAGCACAUCUCUCUUUAGAAAACAGAUUUUCAGCUCGGGAAUGCAGCCAACAUCCACACAUCUGCUUGGAUGACGCAGGAGUGAAUAAAGAAGCAAUUAGAAGCAAAGAGGCUUCUGGUCAUGCUUUGGCAUCUGAAAACAGAGUAAGAGGCUAUCCCUUUGACAGCAGGUCAAAGCUGACAAACGCUGUAGAACUGCCUUCAGAACCUGCUGUUUCCACUGCUAAAACGAAGUGCUCACAGCAAAAAGGCGUUGAUUGUGUAGCAAUUGUGGAACAAGGAAACAAGUGUUUAAAUCCCACUUCAGUGACCAACGUAUUAAAUAUUGUAGAACUCCGAAGCACUGCUGUCAAUAACAAUGUUCAUCAGCCAGGCAGUGACUGCCAGCAGGUUAUUACAGAUGAAGAUCUACACAGAUAUGUAAAUAAGAAAGAAGCUUUCCAGCAGCAGCAGCAGCAAGUAGUUUUGUCAACAUCUACAAAGAACUUCCCUCUGCAGCAAAUGAUCUUUCAAAAUAGCGAGAACUCAUUUAGCGCCAAUUCGGUGCUUACAAAUCUUACCUCAAAUGCAGAUUAUCCAGUAAACCUCAGUGAGAAGUCUUCCCAGAGCUAUGAGGAAUGUGAACAAAACCAAAGAAGGUAUGGAAGAAGAAAUAGGAAAAAGCGUCAAUUGAUAGAUCUACUUGAAUUGGGAAGGAUUAAGCCAGGAGAAAACGUUUUAGAAUUCAAACUGCAGGAAUUUAGUCAUAAAGCCACACUCUUAAACAAUGGCAAGAUCAGAACUAGUAAGAGACAAAUACUACAGAAUCCAGUUGAGUGGGUUAAAGACCUACUAGGAAGUGAUAUUUCUGUGUCAUGGAAGUAUGUGUGGAAUAAGGUUACAUACCUUGGGACACAGUUGUCAAAAUUGCUUGUUGAAGAAGAGUCAGUUUCUAGUGACCUGGAAUUACCAUCACAAGAAAGAGAGCCUUCGGGAAAUAACUUUAUCAUGAGGGACCCCAGCAACCACAACAAGCACCGUCAGUGUCCUGGUACUGUCUCCGUUGCUCAGCCUCUUGGGAGCUUUGACCUGAGCAAAAUGCAGCCAAACCCCCCGUCCUUGCCACAAACAGAAGCUGUGAAAACAUUGCUAUGUGCUGAAAGAGAAGCAACUGCUACCAGGGAAUUUAAGAGCUCUUCUGUCCAGUUCAACUCAGUGGAAAGUCUGACACAGUUUCUUCAGUUCCGUGAGAUAGUAAUGGUAUGUAAAGAGGAGUUUCUACCAUGCCCUGUAAUGGAAAAGCACUGGAGUUUCUACAAAGGAUGUAAAGAUUUUGGAUUCUGA